This is a messenger RNA of Amoebophrya sp. A25, 6670 nucleotides long. The record is from the annotation of a GenBank genome assembly. Lineage: Eukaryota; Dinophyceae; Syndiniales; Amoebophryaceae.
AAGAGUUUGAGCAGCUAUUUGCACAGUUUUGAGUACUGGAAAAGUGGAUGAUUAAGAUAAGACUAGCGUGUUUAUAUGUUGCGAAAAGUGGUAUUUUUGUAAUGAAACUUCGGAAUUUUCUAGCUGAGUUUCUAGUACUUGUUGGCGGUUUGUGAUUCCUGCAAGUUUUUUUUAUUUUUUAUCUUGCUAGAAUUUUUUUGAGAUUCUGAAAAUUUUUGCUGUUAUUGUUAAAUGUCGAAGCUGAUCAACCGAGCUGCAGAAAUUUCAAAAGCUUAACUCUUGAGACCCGCGCCCGUCUCGUCUUUAAGCUUGUAGCACAAAUGGACUCGGUUUGGUAGCUCUAACUUUCCAAUUUUUGCCCGGUCUGAAUUUUUUGCCUGUUAGCACUUCCGUGAGAUGAUGCAGCGUGUUCUCUGUAGUUUUCUAAAAAUUUCGCGCUUCUAUAAACUGCUACCACCCCUCCAGAAAAUUAAAAAGUCGCACUUUUUGAGGAAAUCUCUUGCACAUCUGCCACGCAAAAAAAAUCAGGCGAGAGGAAACACGAGAAGGGGACACUCCUGAUUAUUGUCGUUCUGUAUUUUUAUGCAAAAGAAUUUCCCUUAAACCUCUCAGAUUUCCUUUGACUCUCCCAGCUGGGCAAAAAAAUCACGAUGCCCCUCUUUUGUCGGCGCAAAUCUAUCAAGUUCCGAAAUUUUUUUCAUCAGCUCACCACUGGAAAAGCCCUAGAGUCUACUGGCUUCAAGUUGGAAAAUGGCCCACAAGUUUCUAAAUCGUGCAGAAAAGUCCUGGGCAGCACUGGAAAAGUCAGAGGCUACCGAUUUCAGUUUGGGGAUGGCCUUGAAGUUGUUAAACUGUCCGAGGAAUUUCCUAAGCGCCACUGGUAAAAAAAUCAAAGCCCUGAAGGUGUAUGCUGGGAAUGGUCUAGAAGUUGCAGCCUGUGCCUACUUUGUUCCAGUUGCCACAGAAUAAAAAGCCCCGGACCAAAAGGGCCAGGCUGAAACAUGCGCAAAAGUGCGCCGCUUUCUGGUAGCCUUAGGCAACUCACUCAAGCCAAACCCAACCCAAAGAAACCCAACGAGGCCCAAACCGUGGCCAAACUGAAACCAAAGGCGAGCGAAACCGAAACGAAACGCAGGCCAAACACGGGCCAAACGUCAACCAGCCCCAAGCCGAACCAGGACCAAACGCAAACCGGGCCGAAACUCAAACCAAGACCGGGCCAAACGCAAGCCAAACCCAAACCACGCCCACGCGCAAACGCGAACCAAACCCCAGCCAAACCCAAACAAAACCCACGCCAAACGGAAACGCGAACCGAACACAUUCAAAAACCAAGCGCAAGCCGACCAAACCCGCCCGCCGGAAGCCCGCCCGACCUCAAACCAAACAGGCGAGCCCUAAGCACGCCCGGAGCUCGAGACAGGGCCGAAACUCGCAGCAUGCUCGAAACCCGGGCCAGGCCUGGGGCUUACGCUGAGCGCGGAACCCAAACGGGGCCGGCUGCGACGCGCUGCGCGUGCGUCUUCUCUGCUCUUCCCUCUUCUUUAUCUUGGGUCUUCUGAACCGCAAGGAGGCUGAUGCCAGCAGCCACCGCGGCGCGCCCUCGAAUCUCGAGCAGCGAGAAGCGGGGAGAGAAACAAGAGAGGCAAGGGGCGGGAUUGCAUGACGAUGCUGCGGCUUUGGCUGCGCGUGGUUCUCCAGUGCUGACCCGGCCGACGCGGUCCCGCCUUUGUUGCCUUCGUCUUCUCUUUUGUUUCCCUCUCGUUUUCCUCUCUUCCAGGAGAUUCGAGGGCGCGCUGCGGUGGCUGGUGGCGGGCUGCACCCACUGCGUGCGCAGUGUGUCCCGCUCGGUCUCCUUCGUGCUUGGUUCGCUCCUGAGAUUCGAGGGCGCCGCGCGGUGGCUGGCGGUGGGUUAUGAGGCGAGUGCAGUGCGCUCCCCGUCUUUGUCUUUCAGAAAGCUCCGGCCGAGCUCUGGACUUCUUCAAGACGAGGAGCCCGCUCGGAGCCGGGAAGCUCUCGCGACUAGAAUCCACACGCGGCCGAGGUCACUUUUGGUUUCGUCCAUCCGGGGAAGAAGAUCCACCUCCCCAACGAAAUGAAGCCGCUGCGGGUCUUGUCGGUGAGGGGUCGAAAUUGUGCGAAUUUGAUCAAUCGGAGGCAUGUCCGUCUGUCAUUUUGGAGACACUUAGAGACGGCUCCACACUGCCGCAAGAACAUAGAAAAAACCAGAACGGGCGCCGGACUGCUUCGGGACCGGGGGCCCCCCUCGACCCGCCCCGAGGCCUUUGCGGCAGCCCGGUCGGGGCUCAUGGGUGAGUAUCCUCCAAGCUUCUCGGAAAGCCUGGGAGGCUUGGGCAGAGCCCGCGGGAGCCGCCUCGCAAAGCCUCCGGCAGGCCCGCAAGAGGCCGCCGCCGAAGCCUUGCGCGGGGGUACAUUCUUCAUCGCGUGGCUAGAGCGUAACUAUUAGAGGCAUUCGCAGACAGGUGGCUACGUCUAGACUGUGGAGGAAUCUGCACACAGAGCGGACGCCGACGCUGUGCGGCGUCGCGGUCCUGAUGUUAGAGCAGAUGGCCGCGAAGUCCUCCCAAUGCCAAGAAGCUUUCUGGCUUGCUUCGUUUUGGGCUCGGCCUGCUUCUGGUCUGAUAUUGGUAGGCUGCAAGGCUUACCCGCUUCCAAUUUUUAAACGCCGGGCGGGGGCACAGGCGGGCAGAUUCCUUCUGCCGAUGCCCCCAAAUUAUACUGAGGGGCCUGCCUUCUUUUUUCCUACUGAGGUGGGUGCCAGGCAGGAAGAAGCAGCCUGCUUUUGACUCGUCUCGCCUUAUUUUUUUUCUUCGAGUGGCGGACGAGAAAAGCAGGCACAAAAGAAAUCGCCCCAGGUUUUUCAUUAUGCCACCACUGAAACAAGUUCCAAAGCCUACCGAUUUCAAGCUAAAAAUCCGCCCGGAAGUUCUUAGGCCGUGCGGGUGUUUUCUUAAAGUGCACCAGAGAAAAAACCAAAGCCCUGGGCUCUCAAGUUGCAAAGUGGUCCAGAAGUUGCAAGCCGGUGCCCACUUUAUUCCAGUCACCAUCAGAGAACAAGCCCAAGACGAGCAGGGCCAGGCUGAAAGAUGCGCAAAAGCGCAGCCCAUUUGGGUAGCCCUAAGCAACCCACCCAAACCAAACCCACGCCAAAGAUACCCAACGGGACCCAAGCUGUGGCCAAACUGAAACCAAGCGCGAACGAAACUGACACCGAGCGCGGACGAAACUGAAACGAAACGCAUGCCAAACACAGACCAAACUCCAACCAGCCUCGAGCCGAACCCAAACCAAACCCAAACCAAGCCGAAACCCAAGCCGGGCCCCGACCAAACUCAAACCAAACAAGACUCAGGCCCAAACCUAAACCAAACCCCGGCCAAACUCAAACCAAACCCACGCCAAACGCAAACGCAAACCGAACGCAUUCAAAACCCAAGCGCAAGCCGACCAAAACCGAGGGAAGCCCGCCCGGCCUCAAACCAAAGAGGCGAGCCCUUAGCGCGCCCGGAUCUCGAGGCAGGGCCGAAACUCGCAGCAUGCUCGAAACUCGGGCCAGCCCUGCGGCCCACGCUGAGCGUGAAACCCAAACGGGGCAGGCUGCGGCGCGUUGUGUGCGCGUCUCCUCUGCUCUUUCCUCUUCUUUUUCUUGGGUUUUCCGCGCCGCAGGGAGCCCGCUGCCAGAAGCCACCGCGGCGCGCCCUCGAAUCUCGAGGAGCGAAAAGCGGGGAGAAAAACAAGAGAGGCAGCGGGAGGGACCUGGGCGGGGCAUGGUAUGGCCUGCGCGUGGUUCUCCAGUGCUGACCCGGUCGGCACGGUCCCGCCUGUGUUGCCUUUGUCUCCUCUUUUGUUUCCCCACCCUCGUUUUCCUCUCUUCCAGGAGAUUCGAGGGCGCGCGGCGGUGUCUGGUGGCGGGCUGCACUGCGUGCGCAGUGUGUCCGCCUCGGUCUUCUUCGCGCUUGGUUCGCUCCUGAGAUUCGAGGGCGCCGCGCGGUGGCUGGCGGUGGGCUAUGAGGCGAGUGCAGUGCGCUGCCCGUCUUUGUCUUUCUGGGGGCUCUUCUGAAGUCUUUCGGGCAGCUCUCUCCCGCAAUGCUUUUCACCAGUGCGAAGGCUCUCGCGAAGCGUUUGGAGAGCCCUUGGGAAGUGUCUGCCAUGCCUCUCGCGCCGCCUUUUGGGCGCCCCCUCGGAAAGCCAGGCGGGCGGUUUUGUGAAGCCUUCGGAACCGGGCAUCCGCGGGGCCUUCCUGAAGCAGCUGCCCCGAGACCUUUGCGACAGCCCGUUCGAGGCCCAUCCAUGGGCGAGCCUUCUCCAAGCUCCUCGGAAAGCCCUCGCGGCACCGCCUGGGAGGCUCGGGCAGAGCCCUACGGAGGCCUUGCGCGGGGCUAGGUUCUUGAACGCCGGGCGGGGGGGCUCACGGGUCGAAGACUUGCGCGGGGCUAGAUUCUUAAACGCCGGGCGGGGGCUCACGGGUCUGAGGUUUUUAGGGUUUAAAAGCCCAAGAGCUUGCUAUAGGCCCUGAGAGUUUCAGACUUACAAAGGGCCAGCGCCUUCCCUGCGUCCGUUUUCCGUGGGACCCCCUAGCGGGCGGCCUCGUCCUUAACCGGUCCACGGUAGGCCGACGACACGCGCGGACCGCCUUCCGCUUGCUUUCUCCCCAAAAGUCACGGACGCUUGUGGGCUUCUGCGCUGCAAACGUCCAAAAGAGCGCGCCUUUGGAGGGAAGACCCACGCGCCCGGGCCGUCUGGUCCGGCUGCGGGCCUCGUGCUCCAAACCCGACAGCCGGCCCGUGAUAAGUCGACGACACACGCGGACCGCCUUCCGCUUGCUUUCUCCUCAAAAGUUCCCCGCCUGCUUUCUCCCCAACAGUCCGACGCUUCUGCGGAUUUCUGCGUGCGCUGUAAACGUGCAAAGGAUCGCGGCUCCGGAGGGAAGGCCAGCGCGCGCGCCCGCGGCUCGCGACGGCUUUCUAGGCCUCAUUGCGGCGCGCGUGGCUCGUUGCCGCCCUUAAGGUGUGGCGCAGCGACUUUUUGCGACUUCACACGGCAAAAACCGAGAAAAAGAGGGACAGCGCGGCACCCGGUCGGGGCUUUCUCUACUCCCGAUAGAAGGCGCGCGGCUUUUGGUCCCGUAGGCCGCUAGGAAGGGUGGUCGCAGCCCUCUCCCCCCUGCCCACCCGCUUACCGGCCCGCCCCCUCCCCUCCCCAAAUUUUCCCGGCGACCCCCCUCACCCUCUUCCCGCGCGGGCGCACCUCCCCGGAACCGCAAAGAGGCGGGCGGGGCGGCGGCGGAACCGCGGAAGAGCAGCGGCGGGGCCUCUUCCCCUGGCCCGCGGCGGCCGCUUCCCGGAGGGCGGCCGGGCUUGCGGCAGGGGCGCGGGCGCAGCGGCGGGACACUCGACGGCAGGCCGCCGCGCAAGUUCCGCGCGCCGCGCGCCCGGUGCCGCCCAUCCACCGCGCCUGCAGCGGCUUUCCGCGCUCAGGGGGGCCGGGCCCUUCCUUUGCAGGCGCGCAGAAAGCGCAGGCGGCAAGCCGCGGCGCUGUGCUUCACCGCUCCGUCGCCACGCUGCCUCCCGCGUGCCGGCUGCCUCUUUUUCGUAUCUUGAGGAAACGGACUGCCAAGGGCCUCCCCGCGAACUAAAUGCCGCCCAGAGCGAACAAAAAAGGCAAGCCGGAGCGCGAACAAAACAAGGAGGCCCCAGGGGCGGGCAGCAGGAAAAAGCGAGCCCUGGGACAAACAAGAAAGAAGCGCCCCUGGAGGAAAACAAAAAAAGAGCGUAGGAGCGUCCCGGAAAAAAUUGGACGCAAGCUUCCUCAAAGGCGGCGUGAGGUACGCUCGGUUCCAGAUCAAGCAGCGGAGAGGGCUAGUGGGAAAGCGUCGCAGAGUGAGAAGCCGUUUUCCUUUGUCCAGAUUAUUUAUUCUUUGCCGCGUCUUUACUUAUGUCCCCUACUGAGCGCGGCAGCCUCUUCGGCUGUCGCGUUGCUUCGCAUGAACGGGUAAAAGACUGCGUGCUCCUGCUUUUCAACAUCAGAUGGCUACGCUUCAGGGGGACACUUUUUCGUCGAUGAAUAUUUGUGCUUAAUUGUAUAGAACAAGGAAAGUGUCAUGGACUUCGCAGGGGCAUCACUGUUGGUACCAUCGUGUGACCCCAACAAUGGAGAAAGCAACUUGUGGAAAACAAUAACCACCUUUUUUCCGGAACGAAGGCCUCCGCCGUUUGUCACUUGGCAGUAGUCAGUUGUAGUAAGCACUGGCAGAAGUUGAAGCACUUGGAGAAAUGGUCAACGCCGGAAGUUGAUGAAGCGUCCUCACCGUGACAUACGGAGCAAGAGCUCCGCUGCAUCCUCGACGAGAUAGGAGUAGAUCACGCGCAGUCUUUGCAAGGACGGAGAAAAAUAUAGCACGACCUCUCACGACGUGCGGCCAAGAAGCCUACAUCCAUAGAAGUACGCAACAACAUCAAGUACGAGGGACCCUGGCUACCGCAGUACGCAGGUCCAUCCCGUCGCACUAACUGUUAGAGAAGUACCAAUACCACAGUACACAACAACAGUGCCAGUCAACAUAGGCAACUUGAAGAUCCAAAAACAAGACCGGAGAAGAAAAUGGCGUCUCUUGUGUGGAUCGGGGUCCUGAUGACCUUCGCGGCCUCUA